AUGAAAACGUUUAAUGCGAUGUAUAGCAACAGGUUUGCUUCCCAAUUCCGUCGGUUGUUAUCGAUCCAAACUGCAUCCACACCGAAUGACAACGCUCUAAAGUUUAUCACAAAAGGCGUUCGUCUUUUACCACCCCAUAUUCAGAAGUCAACUAUAGAAAUAGAUGAUUUGGCCUCGGCCACAGAGAAGUCUCCCCUGGCUCUCCAAUUGUUUAAAGUACCGGGCGUUAAGAGCAUCCUCAUAGGAGAUGAUUUCAUCACGGUCAAUAAGGUGGACGAAAAACUUAGUAAUAGUGAUCAUUCAAGAUGGCAGUUUUUAAAGCCCCAGAUUAUAAAUGUGAUAGACCGGAGCUUGAGUAAAAGUUCUGAAAAGAAAGUGAAUGUCUUAACGCCGCAGUUUCUUGAGAACAUUUCCAAUGUACACCACGACGAUUACAUCGUGAGCCAAGAACCGUUAGACACAGAUGAUGAUGUAACAUAUGAAAUCAAAGAACUAAUAAAUACAAGGAUAAGACCGGCAAUUCAGGAUGAUGGAGGUGAUGUGCAAUUCCGUAGAUUUGAUCCUGAUGCGGGGAUUGUCUACAUCAAGUUGAAGGGAGCUUGCAAGUCAUGUUCUCUAAGCGAGGACACUCUAAAGCAUGGAAUUGAGUCAAUGUUGCAACACUACGUGGAAGAAGUCAAAGAAGUGAAGGCUAUUUUGGAUCCUGAAGAAGAGAUCAGCCUGAAGGAAUUUGAGAAGUUGGAGAAGAAACUAAUGAGCCGCAGUACUGUGUAA
Komagataella phaffii GS115 is the source of this 774-nucleotide messenger RNA. RefSeq names its product Protein involved in iron metabolism in mitochondria. Gene Ontology annotation, cellular component: mitochondrion. The coding region runs from base 1 to 774 and encodes 257 amino acids. The transcript has a single exon. The record is from RefSeq and is a predicted model, not a curated record. Lineage: Eukaryota; Fungi; Ascomycota; Pichiomycetes; Pichiales; Pichiaceae. Gene Ontology annotation, molecular function: iron ion binding; iron-sulfur cluster binding. Gene Ontology annotation, biological process: iron-sulfur cluster assembly.